Molecule: messenger RNA, 2181 nt
Organism: Jaminaea rosea
Lineage: Eukaryota; Fungi; Basidiomycota; Exobasidiomycetes; Microstromatales
Exons: 2
Coding region: 39-2162 (707 amino acids)
Biological process (GO): tRNA 3'-terminal CCA addition
Molecular function (GO): RNA binding; ATP:3'-cytidine-cytidine-tRNA adenylyltransferase activity
Source: RefSeq, a predicted model, not a curated record
AUUGACUCCUCCUCCUCUUCCUCCUCCACGAGGCUUGUAUGCUCGCUCGCUCUCGCCCACUCCUACGAAUCGCUACCUCUUCUUCACAUAGACAGGCGGUCCUUCUGCCGCAACUUCCAACGCACUUUACUCCGCCGACCGCCCAGCCAUCACCAGCAUAUAGCCAGCUCAGCCAACGCACAGCUCUCCGUCUUGUCCACUCGCACCACCGUACCAGCUACGCGAUGGCGCAUCUCCCGCCCUCACCCACCAUCGCCCUCACUCCCUCCGAGUCAACGCUCGUCUCCCUCCUCUCCUCGUGCUGCGCAUGGAUCAACUCCACACACCCACAGCCCUCCCCCGAUGAAGGAGGCUCUCACGUUGACUACGCGCGGUCCGGCCCCCUCGAGGCACGCAUAGCCGGCGGUUGGGUGCGCGAUAAGCUCCUCGGCCUACCAAGCAACGAUCUCGACAUCAGUCUCUCCCUAAUGACCGGCCUCAACUUCGCCAUCCUCUUCAAGCAGUACCUCAGCACCGUCGCCCCUUCUACGCCCGGCUCCUCCUCCCACGACAACAUGGCGACGCAAGCGGCCGAAGCGCUCAGCCGCAUCACAAAGAUUGCCGCCAACCCCGAGCAGUCCAAGAAUCUCGAGACGGCCACUGCUACCUUCAAUGGCUUGCAAUUGGACUUUGUCAACUUGCGCAAAGAGGUGUAUCACGGUGAUUCGCGCAUACCGGUCAUGGAAUUUGGCGAUCCGAGGGAAGAUGCUGAGCGUCGCGAUAUCACGAUCAACUCCCUCUUCUUCAAUGUCCAUACGAGGGAGGUAGAGGAUUGUACAGGAAUGGGACUGGAGGAUAUGCGUGCAGGGCUGGUACGCACACCGCUCAGCCCGUUGACGACGUUCCUCGAUGACCCUUUGCGCAUACUGCGCUGCGUGAGAUUUGCUUCGCGAUUCAACUAUAGGCUCGAUGCGGGAAUCGUAGCCUGUUUAAAGGGCGAAGGCAACGUGGAGCGAGGGGAUGAUCCGCGAUUGAGGGAGAUGGAGGCCGGAGAGGUGCCACGAAGAGGCAGGGAGUUGGUUAGGGAGGCCCUUGUGAGCAAGGUGUCCCGCGAGAGGGUCGGUAUCGAGGUGGACAAGAUGAUGAAGGGCCCCUUUCCCCUCCUCGCGCACUACCACCUAAUGGACCUCGACCUCCAUUCCCUCGUCUUCUCCCCCUACUCCCUCAUCGUAAACGGCAAGACCCUCCCGCACCGAGCGGCUCCCAACGAUUUGAACUCCAGCUCCGCAGCCAAGCUAGCUCUCACGCUCUCGCAUCUCCUCGACUGUCUCUCCCCCUCUCCCAUCACACGCAACUCCACACUCUCGAUCCCAACCUCCUUCCUCCCGCACUACGACCCCGCCCUCCUCGCCAGCGUCCCCGCCGAGCUCAAGGCCCCACUCGCAGACGCAGAGCAACGUCGUCGCCUCGAAUACUGCUGUGCGCUGCUCGGCAGCGCUCAGGGCGAAGUAGAAGAAAAGAAGAACAAAUACAUCCCGGCAUCAGAAGCCGUCCUCCUCUACGGCCUCAAGCUGGGCCGAGCCACAAGCGCUCAGCCUGUCAGCUCCCUCGUGACGGCAGCUACCUCUCUUCUCCCCGGUCCGCAGGACGGAGUGGAUCACAUCGAGCAAAAAGCUCUCGAGUCGAUCCCCAACCUCCCCACUCUACUGGAGGGUCAGCUCACCACGCAACCCCUCGUCACGCUCUUCCUCCGCGACAAGAACCUCAACAACCCAGCGCUCAACAUGCACCCAAGCACGGCGCUCACGGCCGCCUUCCUCUACGCGGCAGGAACUUCGAUUCUCCCCGCCUCAAGCUGGUCCACAGCCUACGCGCCACUUCUUGAGCUCGUGGCACAACACGACCUCUAUGCUCGCCUGGACGAGAAGCCCCUACUGGACGGGAAUGCCGUCCUCGCCCUGUUGGAGCUCAAGCCGGGCCCCAUGACCACGCGACUGUUGAACGCCGUCCUCGUCUGGCAGUUUGCCCGUUCGCGAGAGGAGGCGAGUGGGGAGGAGGCCAAGCGCGAGGUUGGGGGGUGGUUGAAGGGAUUGUGGGAGCAAGGGUGGAUCGUUCCGUUCGAGGAGAGGGGCAAGGGGGGUGAUGCCAAGGGGAAGAAGAAGGUCAAGACGGAUAAAAAGUAGGAGAGGGGAUGGAGUGUGG